Molecule: messenger RNA, 1058 nt
Organism: Aspergillus alliaceus
Lineage: Eukaryota; Fungi; Ascomycota; Eurotiomycetes; Eurotiales; Aspergillaceae
Exons: 1
Coding region: 503-820 (105 amino acids)
Source: RefSeq, a predicted model, not a curated record
AUGGAGUUGAUUAGGUACUAAGUAAACAACAGUGAUAAUUGGGACCGAAACUACCGAAACUACUCCGUAGCUGAAAAAUGCUCUCUUUCAUUCCCUCAUGUUGAUACUCCGUGAAGGAUUUGGAAGAUUUCAUCUGGAUUCUGCUCUAAGUGACGUGCUAAAACUAGGGUCUCACUGUCAGGAAGUCUCUUGAAGCAGUCAAAAAAGGCGCGAACGAUAUCUCGCAACGGCUGCUUUAGGUUCAAACGUAAUCGAGUCAAAAUUUGAUGGGACCCGUCCGAGCUGUGGUAGGUGCUCUGACCGACAGAAGACCUGCGGACAUAUGACUAGUCAAGAGAGAUAGAGCGUGUAUAAGGGCACCGAAAUAAUCCUACAGGGUCAGUCGCGGGAGAUGUUGACACAACACGGGGGUAUAGAGUGGUUCACGAUGUCCAAUCUUCGGUCCUCGCUCGUCGUCAACGAAGCUUUGGACACUGACUCGAUCAAUAUGACCUAUUAAGAGAUGAAAGAGAUGGCUUCGGCGAUGACACCGGGUACGCACCUGGCACAGAAUUUAGCUCAAUGCAUCGACACAUCAUUGCAUCCCUCCGCAGGACGCUUGCUAUUCCAUCGCUUUGUUUUGCCUCACAGCGCGGCUACCCCAGCACUCGUGCCUAGUCUUCUCGCACUGUCUGCCCAACAGCUGCAAACACCUUCAGCCUUCGCUCUCCGAGAUACCUUUUUAGACUAUCUGUUUGACUUAAGGGUUCGACUUAUGACCGAGGGCAUGACAAGAACUUGGAAUUCCUCCCAAAAAAUUGAUACCAUUUCAUCCAGGUAGAGGUCAGGCUUUUCCAGAAGACGCUCACGUAGGGUGCAAAGCAUUGGCAGAGUGGCGCCCGCGCCUGAUUGGCGGUGCUUUGGUCAUGCCAAAGCAGCGAAGAUUAGAUCGAAUAUACUUGGUGGAACGCUCACUGCAGCUUGCAACGUCGGCUAUUUGGGCAGUAGUCAAUGAUCUGCUUAUAAUCAUAUCGCGGAUCGGCUGAUGCUGGGGGGCAGCCAGGUUUGGAGCCAUUUUG